ACAUCAAAAUACAAAAAAAUAAAAUAAAUAAAAAAAAAAAUAAAAAUAUAUAAAUAAACACUCAAGAUGACCUCCAUAAUAAUGGAUGCCCCUAUGGCUUCUGGGGUUGCUGAAGCCGUUCCAGUAUGGAAGAAGGUGGACUGGAGCCCAGAAAUAGAGCAGGGUAUAUACCGUGACUGGGGGUCGUACUACUCCCGGAGGCGCCGCGAAAAUCUUGGAAUGUACUAUUUCGACAAGGCUAUGCAGUUGGCUCCCAAAGAUUAUGUGACAUUGUGGCUUAGAAGCCAGAGCCGGCGACGAAAUGCUCUUCCCCGCCUGGCCCUCAGCGACAGUUUAGAAGCACAAAAAAUUCUUAAAAACUUGAAUCAGGAUAAUGCUCUUGUUAACCUGGAAGUUUGCGAUGCUCUUUAUGAGUUAAAUGAGUUUGCGAAAUCCAAAGCAGAACUGCACAACAAUGCACGACUAUUUACAGGGAAUAAAUCGAAAAUAUUUGAACGACGUCUGGGUGUGGUCGACGAUACUAUUAACGAUGCUUGUGGCCCGGCAAUGACAGAGUUUUUGCGCGAAAAUGAAGCGAUUUGUCAAUUUGUAAGGGAAAAGGAGAAGAAGGACUUGAAAGCUGCGGUGGAUGUCCGCCCACUUUGGAAAAUAUUAAAGGAGCAGGAAAAAUGCGACGUACUUAGCAUUCCAGAAAUGGAUGAAGAAUUAUUAUCCCCCCUUGAAGUUGCCAGGAGGGCCCGAGCUUUCGAUGUGUUCAACCAGAUGUUCCUAGACAGAUCUUGGGUGGAUGUGGUAUUCCUUAGGCACAUUCGAAGGGAUCCUGGUCUGCUUUUGGAUCAGUGCAAAAAUUCAAGCGAAUUUCUAAGAACGACUACUAACAAAAAAUACUCCGAAGUGAAAACAUUUCUGAAAAUGCUCGAGGCACGAUCCCCAAUGUUUUAUGUCCGUCAUAAGAAGUUUACAAAUCCCCAGUUAAUGGAGAAAUUUCGACAGGACUAUCUAUACCGCGUCCAGUAUCAAACCCGACGAAAUAUGAAUUCGGUGUUGAGAAGCAUUAAGUUUCUUCGAAAAACCAAUAACGUAGCGAAACUGGCGUCCUAUGUUGAAGAAGUUAUGGGUGAUUAUGUGGUCAAGAAAACGAAUAGGACUAUGCCAUGGAAGUUUGAGUUCCUUAAUGAGGUAUACAAUACGUUGGCCUUGGCCCAUAUGGAUCAAUUAUGGGUUCCAAAAAAUUUUCGAUUUCAACAAAAGAACGCCCUGCUCUCCCUGCUUCAUUUCCCCAUGGACAAGGGUUUGGAUGUACCAACUUUUGUGUUUGGGGAUCGUAAAACUCAUCAAAGUUCCGAUUUAUCUGAUCCGGUCCUGGCAAAGUCUCGGAAAGCAAUAAGCAGAUACGAAAAGAGACUGGUUUUUGCGAAGUACUCCAUCGAAAAAGCUUAUUUAAUGCAUCAGAUUGGAGUCGCACACCUUCAAUCGAAUCGUUUUGACGAGUGUUGUUUUGCGGCCCGCAAAGGAAUACAAGAGGCAGAACUUUGCAAUAACAAUGUAUGGCGUUUUCUGUGCGUCUUACUCAUAAUAAAAGCGAAUGCCGCCCUCCAUAAAAUUGAACGGACAAGGGAGUCUUUGGAUAGUGCCAUUAAGAUUGCAGAGCGACUAGGAUCCGGUCAACUCAUGAAGUAUCUCUACAGCUGUGUCAACUGCAAUGAGGAAGAGUUUGUAGUCAAGAAACAAAGCAUGAGUGCCUCCGCCAGUCGUCGUGACAGUAAAGUAUCCACGCAUAGCUUUGGUUCUGAAGUAGCAUCGGCAAGAAAAAGUGCAAUCCCAAGGGAGUAGGAUGUUUUCUAAGAUUUUCACCUUAACAAUUUUCUUUUUGAACCUAAAAUUCUCAGUGAUAGCUUUGGUUGUAUCCAAUAAUCGCAAUAAAUUUCUAGUGCAAUCUAUAAA
This is a messenger RNA of Drosophila bipectinata, 1944 nucleotides long. RefSeq names its product outer dynein arm-docking complex subunit 4. NCBI's taxonomy places the organism in Eukaryota, Metazoa, Arthropoda, Insecta, Diptera, Drosophilidae. The record is from RefSeq and is a predicted model, not a curated record. Gene Ontology annotation, molecular function: protein binding.